Alnus glutinosa is the source of this 2466-nucleotide messenger RNA. Its product is annotated as probable methyltransferase PMT8. The coding region runs from base 373 to 2196 and encodes 607 amino acids. Gene Ontology annotation, cellular component: endosome; trans-Golgi network; cytoplasm. The transcript has 7 exons. The record is from RefSeq and is a predicted model, not a curated record. NCBI's taxonomy places the organism in Eukaryota, Viridiplantae, Streptophyta, Magnoliopsida, Fagales, Betulaceae. Gene Ontology annotation, molecular function: methyltransferase activity.
CCAUUUUAUUAUUAGUCUUCCCUUCUUAUCUCUCCUCCUUCCCUUUCACUAUUCUGCUUUGUUUAUGCCAGUGCAUAUAUCAAUCAGACAUUCAUGCUAUAUAUAAACUCAGUUUCUUUCAAAGUGCUUGUAUUGUUUCAGUUGGUAAUUUGUUUCAUUGUUUAUGCUCUUGAUAGUCAGUUUUCAUGCAACUUUAUAUGUCCUUCUGGGGUUUAAUUGAUGUAGUUGAUGCAAUGGAAUCGUUCUGAGGCUUGGUGGGCAAAAUUUUAUAUUGGGUUUUUAUUACUCAAUCAAUCGGAUUGUAAAGUUUGGAUCUUGAGCUUUUGCAUGUUGAGGUCACAGUAGACGGGUGGUUGUUUCUUCGCAGUGAAGAUGAUGAGGGGAAGAGCUCAUGGGAACCAAAAGAAUCAGUUGGUUAUUGCAGUAGUAGUUUUAGUGAUCUUCUGCGGUUUUCUUUACAUUUAUUCUCGAAAAGAUGGUUCAUCUGCUUUAGCGUAUGGCACAAAUUCUUUAAGAAAAUUUGGUUCUUCUUAUUGGGGUGGGGAUGAUGGUGCUGGCGAAUAUGAAAUGGAUGGUGUUAUGCUAAAGAGCAUUCCAGUUUGUGAUGAUCGACUUUCGGAGUUGAUUCCUUGCUUAGACAGGAAUCUCAUAUACCAGACAAGGUUGAAGCUGGAUCUAGCCCUGAUGGAACACUACGAGAGACACUGCCCGGUGCCGGAGAGACGCUAUAAUUGUUUGAUUCCUCCUCCACCAGGGUACAAGAUACCAAUCAGAUGGCCAAGAAGCAGAGAUGAGGUUUGGAAAGCAAAUAUACCUCAUACCCACCUUGCAACUGAGAAGUCUGACCAGAACUGGAUGGUCGUCAAAGGUGAAAAGAUUGCAUUUCCUGGAGGAGGAACUCACUUCCACUAUGGAGCUGAUAAGUACAUUGCAUCAAUUGCUAAUAUGCUCAAGUUUCCAAAAAAUAAUUUAAACAAUGGGGGGAGGAUCCGGACAGUCCUUGAUGUUGGUUGUGGAGUUGCCAGUUUUGGAGGAUACCUGCUUUCCUCUGACAUUAUUACAAUGUCAUUAGCACCAAAUGAUGUUCAUCAAAACCAAAUCCAGUUUGCCUUAGAGAGAGGAAUUCCUGCAUAUCUUGGGGUUUUAGGGACAAAGAGACUCCCUUACCCAAGUAGAUCUUUUGAAUUUGCGCAUUGCUCCCGCUGUAGGAUUGAUUGGCUUCAAAGGGAUGGCAUCCUUCUCCUUGAGCUGGAUAGGUUACUCAGACCAGGAGGCUAUUUUGCUUACUCAUCUCCUGAAGCCUAUGCACAGGAUGAAGAGGACCUGAGAAUAUGGAGUGAGAUGAGUGCCCUUGUGGAACGCAUGUGUUGGAAAAUAGCUUCUAAAAUGAACCAAACUGUUAUUUGGGUGAAGCCCCAGACUAAUGAUUGUUACAUGGAAAGAAAGUCUGGUACCCUACCUCCCCUCUGCAAAUCCGAUGUUGAUCCAGAUGCUGUGUGGGAUGUGCAUAUGGAAGCUUGCAUCACACCUUACUCUGACCAAAUCCAUAGAGCAAGAGGAAGGGGUUUGGCCCCUUGGCCUGCUCGAUUAACGACUCCAACUCCCCGUCUAGCUGAUUUUGGCUAUUCUGAUGAAACGUUUGAAAAGGACACGGAAGUCUGGCAACGAAGAGUUGAAAAUUACUGGAAUCUUUUGGGCUCGAAGAUCGAGUCUGACACCCUUAGGAACUUGAUGGACAUGAAGGCAAACAUGGGUUCAUUUGCAGCUGCUCUGAAGAACAAGGAUGUCUGGGUUAUGAAUGUGGUGCCAGAAGAUGGACCUAACACUCUUAAGAUAGUGUAUGACCGAGGCUUGAUUGGCACAGUUCACAACUGGUGUGAAGCCUUCUCAACCUACCCACGAACUUAUGAUCUACUUCAUGCUUGGACCAUCUUCUCUGAUAUUCAAAGGAAAGGCUGCAGUGCUGAGGACCUAUUGAUCGAGAUGGACCGGAUACUUAGGCCUAAAGGUUUCAUCAUUGUCCGCGACAAACGAUCGGUUGUGGAGUUCAUAAAGAAUUAUCUCCAGAUGUUACACUGGGAGACAGUGGCUACAGCUGAUGCAGUCCAAGACUCCGAGCAAGACGGGGAUGAUACAGUGCUCAUUGUCCAAAAGAAGAUCUGGCUUACAAGUGAGAGCCUCAGGGAGUUGGAAUAACAUGAAACACUACUGGCUUCCAGUCUCCUGCUUGUUAGCACACAAAGUGGAAAAAGAUUUAGAAUUACGUCCAAUUAUAUUUGCUCAAGAGAAUAAAAGAACGUUAGCAAUAGAAACUAGAGGUGCACCUACUCCCAAUAAUGCCUUAUAGAUGAAAGAUACCGGCUUUGUAUUUAUAGGCUAGGUCAUGUACCUCAAUUAAAAACUUUUCGUUAAUUAUUUCUCCUAUAAAGGAAUAAAAAUCAAUUCCAAUUAUAAUUUUACAAAUAA